Molecule: messenger RNA, 2676 nt
Organism: Gallus gallus (chicken)
Lineage: Eukaryota; Metazoa; Chordata; Aves; Galliformes; Phasianidae
Exons: 3
Coding region: 1054-2325 (423 amino acids)
Source: RefSeq, a predicted model, not a curated record
GCAGCCUGGUCUGGUUGUUGGCGACCCUGCACAUAGCAGGGGGGUUGAAACUAGAUGGUCUUUGAGGUCCUCUUCAGCCCAGGCCAUUCUGUGGUUCUGUGGUUCUGUGAUUCUUUGAUCCCCGAGUGGGCUCUGCUGGUGCGUGAUAAAGUGUGAUACACCCACUCAAAGCCAUGCUCUUUGGCACAGAUGUCAAUGAGGUUAUUUCAGAAACGUGUCGUGUUCGACCAAAUUCUUUCUAGAGUGCCGUGUCCCCAGAAAGAAUUCCUGCUCUCAAGGCCCAGGAUAGCGUUUUGGGUGGUGGCCUGGAGUACAGGGUAUGUUUCCAGCCAUCCAGUGGUUGCUUCCAUCCUUGGUCUGGGGCAGUGGGAUAUAAUCAACCUGCCAGAAGGAGGCGGAGAUGGCUCACCAGUUACCGUCCUAGGCAAAGCAGUUUAGGCCUGGGGAAGAUUCAUUUCCUUUAUUACCCGCUAACAGCGCCCUAGGGUAGUGAGAAGAGAAAGCAGACUAAAAGCACCUUCCCCCUUUACUCUGUGUCUACGGCAGGUAUCUGAAGGGAAGGUGGCAGCAGCACACCACAAGGAUGGUGCUGGAUCCCAAGCUGGUGCACACUGUCACCUGAUGUGUAAGCUGCAAUUUAUUUUGAAGCAUUUUCUCAUUAUCCUCAGGUUUAUUCGUAACUUCUCCCACCAGCAUGCUGAGGGCAAGCACUGACUGGCUUCCAUGUGGGCUGUGGGGCUGUGACCUCACAGAGGUGUCCCCACCCAAAGGAUUGUGACCUCACGGCCAACUCAGUAUGAGCUAGCAACCAGCACCCUGCCUCUCCCAGUGCGGUCGUGACCGGCUUUGAGCGAUGGUUGACGACAGCUUUCUCCUUGUCCCUAUGACCCUUUUCUUCCUGUAUGUCCUGUUCUUGGUGGCCAGGGUCUCCCUGCUCAUCACCAUCUGGUUCCUACAGGUAGGGGAGUUUGAGGAUGGCUGUGGGACUCAGGGCUGGGGGAUUUGGAACCGAUUGCGUGGGUUGCUUCCCAGGAGCCUCACUGUGCCACGUUCAUGUGCCUGCAGGCUGGCAGACGACUCUUGCGACUGAGGAGAUGGUGGAGGAGAGGAGCAUCAGCACCGGAGUCAGGUGCUCAGAGACCAACGUCUGGGACAUCUUGCUCCUGCUCCAGCUGCAACCGCUGCAGCAAAGCUGACCAGGAGCUGCAGCAGCUGGUGCUAUCGGUGCUGCCGCAGCACGUGGCUACUCCUGGUCCUGAAUUCUGGGUGAUGGCCUGGAGGGACCUGGAGGAGCUGGUGGAGCAAGGAAGCCUGUCCUGCUGCAGCUCUGCCAAUGACCAGAGUGAGGUGCAGCGUGGAGCAUCAGCUUCUGAGUCAAGUGCUGAGGGACAGACACGUGGGCCACGGUGCUCCUGCUCCAGCUGCAACCGCUGCAGCAAAGCUGAGCAGGAGCUGCAGCAGCUGGUGUUGCCGGCUCUCCCAGAGCACGUGGCCACUCUGGGCCCUGAGUUCUGGGAUGCGGCCUGGCGGGACCUGGAAAAGCUGGUGGAGCAAGGAAGCCUAUCCUGCUGCAGCUCCCCCAGCUCCUCCACACAGCUGGGGACAGUUGUACGUGAGAGCAUCAUGCAGACAGGUGCCGCUGUACGUUGGUGGGAGCAGAAGGAACAGCAGCCUGUUGGAUUGUCCAAGCGUCCACAAGAAGUACCCCACAUGCAAAAGACAGUAAGACCAGCAGCAGCAGCACCUUCACGCCUGGCUACGGAAGAUGACUGCUGCAGUGCAGCCAGCCAGCGUCUGAGCUGUGCCGUCUGUGGCAGGAGACGUGCAGAGCAGGCAGGCAGGCAGAGCGUGAAUGGCUGGCACUCGUGGCAGCGGGUGGCCCCCACAGCCCACCGGCCAAAUUGUCAGGGCUCCAAGCCAGGCAGGGGAGCCGCAGAGCAGCCCCCGCAGACCUGCACCUGCACCUGCAUGCGUCCACCUGCGCAUGAGGGACUUCAUCAACCAAAGCAGGGACAACGUUGCUGGGACAACAAGGCCCAGGAGCCUUCUGCAUUGCCUGUGUCCUGCCGAAUGCAUUGUGAGUGCUGUAAGACAGCGGGAUCCAAGAGGGAUGCACAGAAGCCAGAGCAGCACAGCAUAAGAAAUACGAACCGGCACGUGCAGUCGCCCCCCAGGCAUGCUGAGGAAGAGAUGUGGGGCUCCAAAGCAGACAGAGGUGCCCAAAGGCAGCCUCACGGGAUCUGCUCCUGCUUGCUGCCACCAGCGCGUGGGACAACGGUGCGUAGCAUUGCCUAUGGCUCCAUUGAGUGGCUAUGUUGGCGGUAGGAGGUGGCCCCGCAGGUUCCCGCAUGGCUCUUGGCCACCCCGGCACGUCCCAAGUCCCAGCCUGAAUACAGGGCAGCAGCACAGGCAGCACAAACAGCUUCAGUGCUGCCCGUGGAGGACAACGGCUGCCACGCCAACGUCACCGCUGUGGGAAGUGCAGAGAGCCAACCCGGCCCGAUGCCACCUCCUUCCGCGAGCGCACAUCGAGGAAGCAGAGGGGCCGUGGGUGCCCACGGCUUUUGUCAUCAGCAUCCACUUGGCUGUGGGAGGGCCCAGCGUGGAAGGACGUAACGGAGCACCGGGGAACAGCCAGCUCGCAGCUACAGUCCCAUUAAAUCCUCUUUCUAUCCA